AAGUCGCUCGUCGCGGGUGGGGUGGCGGGGGGGGUCUCGCGCACCGCGGUCGCGCCGCUCGAGCGCCUCAAGAUUCUGCAGCAGGUGGCGGGGAGCACCACGACCGCGUACAACGGCGUGUUGAGGGGGCUGACGCACAUCAUGAGGACCGAGGGAAUGGUCGGCAUGUUCAAGGGCAACGGCGCCAACUGCAUCCGCAUCGUGCCCAACUCCGCGUCCAAGUUCCUCGCCUACGAGACCCUCGAAUCGUGGCUCCUCUCCCGCGCGCGCGAGUCCGAUCCAAACGCGCAGCUCGGUCCCCUGACCCGUCUCACCGCGGGCGCGGGUGCCGGGAUCUUCGCCAUGUCCGCGACGUACCCGCUGGACAUGGUCCGCGGGCGACUCACCACGCAGGUGGACGGCAAGUACAAGCAGUACACCUCCAUGACCCACGCGGCGAGGGUCAUCGUGAGAGAAGAGGGCGCGCUGGCGCUGUACAAGGGGUGGCUCCCGUCCGUCAUCGGCGUCAUACCGUACGUCGGCCUGAACUUCGCGGUGUACGGCACCCUGAAGGACGUCGUCGCGGAGUGGCAGGGUCUCAAGAGCGGGAAGGACCUCUCCGUUCCGCUCGGUCUGGCGUGCGGCGGCGUGGCGGGCGCCAUCGGCCAGACGGUGGCGUAUCCCUUCGACGUGUGCAGGCGGAAGCUGCAGGUGGCGGGGUGGGCGGGCGCCAAGGCGCUCGCGGAGGGCGAGGCUAAACACCUCGCGGAGAUGAGGUACACCGGGAUGGUGGACUGCUUCGUGAAGACGGUGCGGCACGAGGGAGUCGGCGCGCUCUUUCAUGGGCUGAGCGCCAACUACGUCAAGGUGGCGCCGUCCAUCGCCAUCGCGUUUGUGUGCUACGAGGAGGUGAAGAAACUACUGGGAGUUGA
Micromonas commoda is the source of this 911-nucleotide messenger RNA. RefSeq lists its product with no specific name. The transcript has a single exon. Gene Ontology annotation, biological process: transmembrane transport. The record is from RefSeq and is a predicted model, not a curated record. NCBI's taxonomy places the organism in Eukaryota, Viridiplantae, Chlorophyta, Mamiellophyceae, Mamiellales, Mamiellaceae. The annotation marks the transcript as partial.